AUGUUUGCCAACGGCCCCGAUCAGCAGUUCUACCAAACCCCAGCACCAUCACAACAGCAACAGCAACCGGGCCAGAGUCAGCCACAGCAUCCGAGUGUGAUCGUGCGACAGCCAGAACUCCCAGAUGAUCCCGAAGAGGCCAGCUAUGCUACUUCUGCCAGCUGCUAUGGCUUCACUCCUCCGGUGGUGCCAACUUACUCGACCUAUCCUAUUCCUCUUCUGUUUCCGGACUGGAAUCAGUUUGGAAUGGUAGGCCUUCCAUUCCCAUUUAUUCCACUUAGCUGGCAUCAACGCAGAAGAGCAAUAUUUGCCUGA
Messenger RNA from Strongylus vulgaris, 315 nucleotides. The record is from the annotation of a GenBank genome assembly. Lineage: Eukaryota; Metazoa; Nematoda; Chromadorea; Rhabditida; Strongylidae.